Messenger RNA from Rhizoctonia solani, 1473 nucleotides. RefSeq names its product Respiratory-chain NADH dehydrogenase 51 Kd subunit. Bases 1 to 1473 code for a protein of 490 amino acids. The record is from RefSeq and is a predicted model, not a curated record. The transcript is spliced from 7 exons. Lineage: Eukaryota; Fungi; Basidiomycota; Agaricomycetes; Cantharellales; Ceratobasidiaceae. Gene Ontology annotation, molecular function: FMN binding; NADH dehydrogenase (ubiquinone) activity; 4 iron, 4 sulfur cluster binding.
AUGCUUGCCCGACUCAGGCCAGCGACUGCGACUGCCCGUCUCGCCCGUGGCUUUGCCACCGUCCAGGAUCCUCCCGUCAAGCGAUACGGAGGCCUCAAGGACCAAGACCGAAUCUUCACAAACGCAUACUGUCGACACGACCAUGGCCUCAAGGGUGCUCAAUCUCGUGGUGAUUGGCAUCGCACAAAGGACAUCUUGCUCAAGGGCGACAGUUGGAUCAUUAACCAGGUCAAGGAGUCCGGAUUACGCGGCCGAGGUGGUGCAGGAUUCCCUAGUGGAUUAAAGUGGAGCUUUAUGAACAAGCCGGGAUGGGAAAAAGAUAAACGGCCUCGGUACCUCGUUGUCAACGCCGACGAAGGAGAACCAGGCACGUGCAAAGACCGUGAGAUCAUGCGUGGUGAUCCACACAAGCUCGUCGAGGGUUGUCUCGUCGCAGGUCGCGCCAUGAACGCCAGCGCAGCGUACAUCUAUAUCCGCGGCGAGUUCUACCAAGAAGCCUCGCACGUCCAACAAGCCAUCAAUGAAGCCUAUCGUGCCGGCCUCAUCGGCAAAAACGCCUGCGGUUCUGGAUACGAUUUUGACGUUUACGUUCACCGUGGCGCUGGUGCCUAUAUCUGUGGCGAGGAAACCGCCCUGAUCGAGUCUAUCGAGGGGAAACAGGGCAAACCCCGCCUCAAGCCUCCUUUCCCAGCCGACGUUGGGUUGUUUGGAUGCCCGACGACGGUUGCGAAUGUCGAGACUGUGGCUGUCUCGCCGACCAUCUGUCGUCGUGGUGGAGCUUGGUUUGCAGGCUUUGGCCGUGCUCGGAAUCAGGGAACUAAAUUGUUCUGCAUUUCGGGACAUGUGAACAACCCCUGUGUUAUCGAGGAGGAAAUGAGUAUCCCACUCAAGGAUUUGAUUGAGAAACACUGUGGUGGUGUGGUCGGCGGAUGGGACAACUUGUUGGGAAUCGUGCCAGGUGGAAGCUCGGUACCCAUCUUGCCCAAGAAGAUGUGCGAGGAAGUUCUCAUGGACUUUGACUCGCUCAAGGAUGCCCAGUCUGGUCUUGGAACGGGUGCCGUCAUUGUCAUGAACAAGCAAACGGACGUCGUCCAGGCCAUUUCCCGAUUCUCCAAGUUCUACAAGCACGAAUCGUGUGGACAGUGCACACCCUGCCGAGAAGGUACAACCUGGAUGAUGAACAUGAUGGCCCGGCUGGAACACGGCCGAGCACACGAACGCGAGAUUGACAUGCUUCUGGAGUUGACCAAGCAGGUCGAGGGGAAAACCAUUUGCGCGCUCGGAGAUGCGGCCGCAUGGCCUAUUCAAGGUUUAAUGCGCCACUUCCGUCCCGAAGUCGAACGACGAAUUGCCGAAUACCGCGCUGCGAACGGUCCCGUGCUCUUUGGUGGCAAACUGAAAAAGGAUACCAAUUUCAAGUACGCGGUCCCGGACAACUUGGGUGCUAAUUUGGUUGAGCCUCCGAGGGUGUGA